Molecule: messenger RNA, 1094 nt
Organism: Colletotrichum godetiae
Lineage: Eukaryota; Fungi; Ascomycota; Sordariomycetes; Glomerellales; Glomerellaceae
Exons: 2
Coding region: 222-665 (147 amino acids)
Source: RefSeq, a predicted model, not a curated record
UUUGGGAGCGGUUGAAAGGCCCGGCCAGCUCCGCAGAGAUCAAAGACAAGCAAACAAAACUAGAUAAGAUCCGCAAACAUUCUUUCGUGCCGCAUCUCAUCAGCGACAAGCAUGUCGACAUUUGGACCGUUGCACUACUGGACAGUUUCGCCUCGCCAGACGCACAUCGAUACGUAAGAAGAAAGAGGGAAUAAAAAAGAGACAUCGCCUGUGGCCAUGGUAUGGCAUCCCACGCUUUCGACCUCGCAUCGCCGCGUCGGUCCUCCGAACGAUGGCCCCUCCCGGCGGAUAUCCACAAUGGAACCGCCCCGCGUAACGACAUGUCACAAGCAGCUGGCGGCUGGCCCGUUCUCGCAGUUCUCUAUUCAGCCUCGAACUCCGAGGCUCUUAGACCGAGCGUGACAACCAUCACGUCGUUCAAGGAAAAUUCUCUUUCUAACCCCUCGUUCUUCAUGCCCUGCAACCCGAACCGCACCGCACCGGUCUCGCAUCGGCACUCUUGCCCAGGUUUGCUGCUUGCAUGGUCCGGGCCCUCCCCUCAGUUUCCAGUUUUCUUCAGUUUGGGAACUGUCGCCAGUUUCUGCGCAGCAAUCAAAUGUACAGCACGGCAAGGCAAGGCAGAGGCGCAUGCUCGGCACGGACAAGGACAUCUCUUCAUCGUCUGAAGAUCUUUCCCUUCAAGCCUCUCAAAUGUCCCCGUUCUAUUAGCUCGGAAACCACAUGCAUCCAGGGCACACCCCGUCCGAGGUUUAUUGAACCAUUGAUGAUGACACUCUGCCUUGGCUAGCCCGCUCUUCUGCCACUGGGACCCCGAAGUUGCAUCUUGUUCGUUCCAAUAACUGCUUCCAGAAGCCUGCUGCUGCGAGGCUGCUGUCAGCAGUGGAAUUUCCAGGCCCUCUGCCCCCAGACUACAGUUGAUGGCCCUUUACCAUGAUGAGCGAAUAUGAUCAAUUUGCCAUCGGGAAACUGUCACAUACGACCAUACCCAUUGGAAAACUCGGGAUCCCGUCCGCUCUCCCAUAGAUAAGCCAAUGAGGGCCGGAUUAGUAGUUGGGUCGGUGACGACCAGCGAAUACCUGGUGUUGUAUGUUUUU